AUGGAGAACAUAGAUGAAGCGUUUGCUCGUCUUGAUAAAGAAAAACUCUUAGAAGUGACAUAUCUCUCUGCUGGCUGCAGGAUAUUUCGUGGAGACAAGCAGAAUUUCCUCUCCUUUCUAAAUACGUUGAGAAAACAAGGUGAUUCAGGGUUCUGUGACGUCGUUUUAGAAGUCGAUGGCCAGUCGUUCCCUGCUCAUCGGUGCGUCCUUGCUGCUAAUAGUCAGUUCUUUUACACGAUGUUUACCAGUGGAAUGCGAGAUUCGAAAGAAAAACAUAUCAAACUGUGUUCAUUAAGCAGCUCUGCUCUUUCUACUAUUCUUGACUUUUUUUAUACACGAGAAAUCGCUAUCAAUCGAGACAACGCUGAAGACUUGCUUGAAGCGGCGAGCUUUCUUCUCCUAAACCACGUCAAGAGUGCUUGUGCUUUAAUCAUCUCGAACAAUUUAUCUAUAUCUAACUGCUUUUCAACUAGACGCUUAGCAGACAAAUACUCUCUUGACGAACUCAAGAAGAAAUCCGAUACUUUUAUGAAAGAAAAUUUCCAACGAGCCAAACAAGAAUCGGACUUUCUGAUCUUGUCAUGUGCUGAGCUUUAUGAACUGAUAAGCAGUGAUGGACUCAGAGUAGAGAAGGAAGAGGAAGUAUUUGAGUCAUUAUUAAAGUGGGUUAGGCAUGACCCUGCGAACAGAGCUAAAGAUCUGUCGAGUUUGUUACCAUGUUUGAGGUUUGGUUCUUUAUCACUUGCCUUCCUUGAAGAGCAAAUCCAAAAAGAAUCACUCUUACAAGAAUGUAGUUUCUGCCAGAACUUUCUGAAGCAACAGAGAAGGCGACGUCGCUCUGCAAGGGCUAAAAGAGAAGUGGCAGCCAAAGAAAGGCCAUCUGCUAAGAUACACAAUGUCGUUGUUGGAGUAGGAAGAGGAAAUUUGCACACUUCAUUCUGUUUCAAUGUGGAGGAGGAUGUAAUGUACAGGCUUCCAGAGCCGCCGUCACCAACUUUUCAACUAGGGAUCACAGUUAUAGGACGAGACCUGUACUCUGUAAGUCGUGAUAGACACGACUGGGAUGAAAGUACCACAAGGCUUAUGAUGUAUUCACUAGGACAAACACACAAAACAGUCCACUAUUGGUAUGAGAAGAAUGGAGAUAUUCAGAGCCCAAGUGUUUGUCUAGGCAAAACGCAUGUAGUGUCACUCAAGGGCAAGCUGUAUACAUUAGGAGGCUGUUCAGCUUUUGUUGAAAGGCGUGCUGUUGUCCAGUGUUAUGAUCCUGUAGAAAAUGCCUGGAAAACUAUGGCUCAACUACUAACCCCAAGAUGCAUGCUGGGUGUUGUGACAACAGAAUUUCACCUCUAUGCAAUAGGAGGCAAGACGUCACAUACUAUUAAUGCUCCUGAGAAGCUUGUUGAAAGAUAUGAUCCAGAAGCAAACUAUUGGACGCCUGUAGCUCCCAUGAACACUAGCCGAGCUUCUCCCAAGGUUAUUGCCACCAGUGAAAACAUUUUCGUCAUUGGAGGCUUGCAUUUAGGUCCCGAAGUGACCUGCGAAGUUUACAAAGAGGUUUCAGACCAAUGGUCCAAUAUUGCAUCCCUACCAAGCUUCUCAACUCCGAAACUUACAUUUACUCUGAAUCAAGAAGUAUACGUCCUCAACAGCAGUGAAACAUGGAGAUACGAAAAGAAGAAGAACUCCUGGAAAAAAUCCCAAUCAUUCAAGUCAUUACGUGAAGGUUUCGAGGACUUCAGUGUUGCUCAACUACAGCUUCCAAAGUUUUGCUUUGAGCACUAUACGAGAAUUGCACCUCAGAACCUCGCAAGUUUUGGGCGAAGUUUCUAUGAUUGUUCUAGUGAUGACGAAGAUGAGGAAGAGGAAGAGAGCGAUUAUCAUCCAUGGUUUUUUUGGGGUGAAGAUUCAAGCGGUAGUGAUUAG
This is a messenger RNA of Actinia tenebrosa (Australian red waratah sea anemone), 1926 nucleotides long. Its product is annotated as kelch-like protein 25. Gene Ontology annotation, molecular function: protein binding. NCBI's taxonomy places the organism in Eukaryota, Metazoa, Cnidaria, Anthozoa, Actiniaria, Actiniidae. The record is from RefSeq and is a predicted model, not a curated record.